Molecule: messenger RNA, 3201 nt
Organism: Thamnophis elegans (Western terrestrial garter snake)
Lineage: Eukaryota; Metazoa; Chordata; Lepidosauria; Squamata; Natricidae
Gene: VIPAS39
Product: VPS33B interacting protein, apical-basolateral polarity regulator, spe-39 homolog
Exons: 19
Coding region: 970-2469 (499 amino acids)
Biological process (GO): intracellular protein transport; vacuolar transport
Cellular component (GO): cytoplasm
Source: RefSeq, a predicted model, not a curated record
AAAUUAAAAAACAAACAUUAAAAUUUCACAAUGUUGUCCAUGGUGUCGCGAUGGGUCGGACACGACUUCACAAGUAACAAUAUUUAGAGUGAAAUAGUCCCUAGAUGUGCCUUUUUUGUCCAAUUCAUCACAGAUGCAGACAAGUGUACAUGUAUGAAAUCUACCAUUGUUGAACUGCUGCAAAAGGUAUAGAAUAGAUAUAAAGUAUCUUGAGAACAGCAUAUAAAUCAAUUUUCCAUAUGAGGGCAAUUGGCCCCAAAUUAGUGACUAAAUCUCCAAUAAAACAAUCCCUUUAAAAGUGGAGUGCUAAUUUGUUCUACACUUACUUAUUUCCUUACUUAACAGAUGGUAUUCAGAAAAUGUAUUUGUUAGCAAUAACUGCUAUGCUACAAAUCCAUUGAAUCUUUAAAAAUAAUGAGGGAAACUUGUGGAACCAAUUUAAUAGCUAUGUCCGAGAGCCGGGGACCCAACCGAGAGCCGGAGACCCAACCAAGUCGUUCCGUUUAUCUAUGUUUCAUUGAAUCUUUAUUAAAAAGGGAAUAUUAAAGUAUUUUGAGAAAUAUAAAUUUGAUAGUUUUGAAUUUGGCUUUUAUCUUGGUACAAAAGCUGGCAUCCUGUGGAGAGACACUAUAGGGAUACCUUUAGCAAUUGGUAUUUCAUGUAUGGAAAUAGAAGUUCUGUAAAUGUGUAAAUAUUGUUCGGGAUGUAUUGACAAGUGAUAUAUAUAAAUGGCAAUGUCAGUAGAAUAGGAUUAGAACAUCAGUAGAAGGAUAUUCUGUCACUUUUUGGGGGGAUCUGCCUCUCAGUAUGUUAUUCAUAGCUACUAGUUAGAUUGAUACUUUUGUUUUGAUGGUUAUGCAUUAUAGUUUUGAGAAUAUUCAGCAUACAAAUCUUUCUCUGAAAAUUUGGCUAUAAUAAAAUAAUAAAUAAUGCUGUUCUCUAGAUAUCUACAUUGCAAUUGCAAUCCAAAUGAUAAUUUUUAUUUUGCAGAUGAGCAAGAUGAAGGUUGAUGAAGAAGAAUAUUGGAACAGUUCCAAAUGUAAGGCCUUUACUUUUGAUGAUGAAGAUGAUGAACUGCUUCAGUUGAAGGAAUCCAAGAGAACUGUCAAUAGCCUUCCAGAUAUUACAGAUGAUGAUGAUGAUGACCUUGAGAAGUUCAACUGGAGUGGGGAACCUGUGGGCAGCAUUUCUUGGUCAAUUAAAGAAACUGCCUCUAGCAGCAGUAGCAGCAGUACCUCUGAAGGAAGGGAUCCGAAUCAGCAAAAGGGCUCUUCUUAUGCAGCUAUACCCAAGCAAUCUUCUUCAUACCUACUGAGCAGCUUUUUUAAAGGAAGAACUAAGCAUGGGAGUUUCCAUUCACUUUCAGAUGCUCUUACAGACACAGGAUUUAAACAUUAUGCUCCAGAAUUACGCAGACCAAAAGGAGAUUAUAAGGAUUACAAUUCUGAUUGGAGCCCCAACGAUACAGUAAGACGGCUGCAGAGAGGCAAGGUGUGUUCCUUGGAAAGGUUCCACUCCUUGCAGGACAAAUUACUGCUGCUGGAUGAAGCUGUUGCGUUGCAUGAUGGGAAUGUUAUUACAGCUAUACUCAUUUUUCUAAAAAGAACCUUAAGGAAAGAGAUCCUGUUCAGAGAGCUGGAGAUGCGGCAAGUUGCUUUGCGCCAUUUAAUACAUUUUCUCAAGGAGGCUGGAGACCAAAAACUUCUCCUAGACCUGUUGAGAUUCCUGGGCAGGACUGAGGAAGUUGCUCUGACCCAAUACCGUGAACAUUUGACUAUCUCGGAUGCUGAGAAAAGAAGGGAGUUUCUGAAAAGUUGCAUUGGGUUGCCCUUUUCAUCAGAGGAUGCUGCUCAUGUUCAGGAUCAUUAUACACUCUUGGAGAGACAGAUUAUCAUUGAGGCAAAUGACAAACAUUUAGAAUCAUCUGGGCAGACGGAAAUCUUUCGAAAACACCCUAGAAAAGCUUCCAUUCUAAACAUGCCAUUAGUCACUACGCUUUUCUAUUCCUGCUUCUACCAUUACACAGAAACUGAGGGAACAUUCAGUAGUCCAGCAAACUUGAAGAAAACUUUCAAGAUUCCAGACAAACAGUACGUGCUAACAGCUCUGGCGGCUCGUGCCAAACUCCGAGCUUGGCAUGAUGUGGAUGCUUUGCUCACAACAAAGAAUUGGUUAGGCUAUACCAAAAAAAAAGCUCCUAUUGGUUUCCAUCGAGUGGUGGAGAUAUUGCAGCGGAACAACGCCCCGGUGCAGGUCCUGCAGGAGUACGUGCAUUUAAUAGAAGAUGUUGAGACUAAGCUGAAUCUUGCUAUGAAAUACAAGUGCCACGAUGUUGUUAUAGAUACAUACAAAGACUUGAAGGACCGUCAGCAACUGAUGGCAUACAGAUGCAAAGUUGAACGGGGUUGUCCAGCAGAGGAGAAGAUCGACACUAUCCUCAGUAACCCACAAAUCCGGUGGAAGAACUGAAAGAAACUCCUUUUUUUUUUGAAGCACUUCAUUUUGACCCAUUGAGAUCAAAGAGAAAGAUUGCCACGCCAGUUCUGCACUGAUUUCAGUCCACUGUCAACUUGCCUGAAGCCUUUGCUGAAAGAUACUUCUGUGGCACUGAGUUGGCCAACAUUUAACCAAUGAAGCACAAAUCCGAACAGUUGAACUCCACAGUAUAAACAUAUGAGGAAGACAACAUUGUAUAGACAUGGGAAGCAUGUUUGAGUCAAGAACUUAAUGCUUCCACUUCCUCUUCACUGUCUAAUCAUCUGAAAUGAUCAGGACAGCUUUCUAUAAGACAAAAAAUAUAAUAAAUAUGCUUUCCCCUCAUUUGAAUCUCAGGGGCAAGACUGUUGUUCUUAGUGAUAUGAAAACUCUAUCCUGCACAUUAUUCUAGCCUCCAUUACUAAUUAACUAGGAUAAUUAUUUGGGAAGUGCUGCAUAAGAUUAUUAAGAAUAAACCUACAUACAUACUCCACAUUAAAAGUUGGAGUGCGUAACUGCAUGGCCCUUCAGCCAGUGAGAAUGUGAGUUCAGUUCUACAUGGAAACUACUAAUCUUCUUGUAGGGUGUACUGAACUAAUUAAAUUAUAUUUUCUCUCAAAUUCCAAUGAAAAUAAUUGGUUAUGUUUCAAGGUUUGUUAGCAAAUCUACAUCCUCUUUCUAGGCUUCAUGUUGUCUUUCGCUUUCCAUGUUGUAAAUAAAGCUUUA